CGUUCUUCCAGCGCUGUCUUUUUAGUAUCACAUGGGCAGGAAGGUAAUGGCGGCGCUGGUUGUGUCCGGGGCAGCGGAGCAGGGCGGCCGAAAAGGCCCUGGCAGAGGUCGGGUCCCUCGGGGCCGGGUAGCCAAUCAGAUCCCCCCUGAGAUCCUGAACAACCCCCAGCUGCAGGCAGCAGUCCAGGUCCUGCCUUCCAACUACAACUUUGAGAUCCCCAAGACCAUCUGGAGGAUCCAACAAGCCCAGGCCAAGAAGGUGGCUUUGCAAAUGCCAGAAGGCCUCCUCCUCUUUGCCUGCACCAUUGUGGAUAUCUUGGAAAGGUUCACCGAGGCUGAAGUGAUGGUGAUGGGUGAUGUGACCUACGGGGCUUGCUGUGUGGAUGACUUCACUGCCAGGGCCCUGGGAGCUGACUUCCUGGUACACUACGGCCACAGCUGCCUGGUUCCAAUGGACACCUCGGCCCAAGACUUGCGGGUGCUGUACGUGUUCGUCGACAUCCGGAUAGAUGCUGCCCACCUGCUGGACUCUCUCCGCCUCACCUUUCCCCCGGCCACUGCCCUCGCCCUGGUCAGCACCAUUCAGUUUGUGUCCACCUUGCAGGCAGCUGCCCAGGAGCUGAAAGCUGAGUAUCGUGUGAGUGUCCCACAGUGCAAGCCCCUGUCCCCUGGAGAGAUUCUGGGCUGCACGUCCCCCCGACUGCCCGAAGAGGUAGAGGCCGUUGUGUAUCUUGGAGAUGGCCGAUUCCAUCUGGAGUCUGUCAUGAUUGCCAACCCCAACGUCCCCGCUUACCGGUAUGACCCAUAUAGCAAAGUCCUGUCGAGAGAGCACUAUGACCACCAGCGCAUGCAAGCUGCUCGCCAGGAAGCCAUAACUGCUGCCCGCUCAGCUAAGUCCUGGGGCCUCAUUCUAGGCACUUUGGGUCGCCAGGGCAGUCCUAAGAUCCUGGAGGUCAGUGGGCUCCGGAGGGCCUCUGGAGGAGGAGAGGAGCUGGGAAAACCACAGGUUCAGCUUUGGCUGCGUGAGCAUGGUGACCUCCAUCCUGCCGCCUCCUCCCAACAGCACCUGGAGUCCCAGCUCCGAGCCCUGGGCCUUUCCUUCGUGAGGCUGCUGCUCUCUGAGAUCUUCCCCAGCAAGCUUCGCCUACUUCCUGAGGUGGAUGUGUGGGUGCAGGUGGCGUGUCCACGGCUCUCCAUUGACUGGGGCACAGCCUUCCCCAAGCCGCUGCUGACACCCUAUGAGGCGGCCGUGGCCCUGAGGGCCAUUUCCUGGCAGCAGCCCUACCCCAUGGACUUCUACGCCGGCAGCUCCUUGGGGCCCUGGACGGUGAACCACGGCCAAGACCGGCGUCCCCAGGCCCUGGGCCGGCCCGCGCAGGGGAAGGUGCAGGAGGGGUCCACGCAGCCCCCUUCAGCCGUGGCUUGCGAGGACUGCAGCUGCAGAGACGAGAAGGUGGCGCCGCUCGCUCCUUGACACGCUCCCGGCCCCCAGGGUCCUGCCCUCCGGAGGAGCAGCCUCGAGGCUGGUGGUUUUCAGAGCAGGAGGCGGACGUUUUCUCAGCAUUGGAAGAGCCCGCCGUGUGCAGGGGCCUGGAGGAAGCCCUGGGGACGGUGGCGCAGGCCCUGAACAGGCUGGGGCCUUUUGAUGGGCUUCUUGGUUUCAGCCAAGGGGCUGCGCUGGCAGCCCUCGUGUGCGCCCUGGGCCAGGCAGGCGAUUCCCGCUUCCCCUUGCCGCGGUUUGUCAUCUUGGUAUCUGGAUUCUGUCCCCGGGGCCUUGGAUUCAAGGAAUCUAUCCUGCAAAGA
Molecule: messenger RNA, 1803 nt
Organism: Sapajus apella (tufted capuchin)
Lineage: Eukaryota; Metazoa; Chordata; Mammalia; Primates; Cebidae
Gene: DPH1
Product: diphthamide biosynthesis 1
Exons: 12
Coding region: 32-1474 (480 amino acids)
Biological process (GO): protein histidyl modification to diphthamide
Molecular function (GO): 2-(3-amino-3-carboxypropyl)histidine synthase activity
Source: RefSeq, a predicted model, not a curated record